Octopus sinensis (East Asian common octopus) is the source of this 600-nucleotide messenger RNA. RefSeq names its product alpha-actinin-2-like. The transcript is spliced from 4 exons. The coding region runs from base 1 to 600 and encodes 199 amino acids. Gene Ontology annotation, biological process: proteolysis. The record is from RefSeq and is a predicted model, not a curated record. Gene Ontology annotation, molecular function: calcium ion binding; serine-type carboxypeptidase activity. Lineage: Eukaryota; Metazoa; Mollusca; Cephalopoda; Octopoda; Octopodidae.
AUGAGAAUUGACUACGAUAAUCUGAAAAGUGGAGUGAGGAAACGAUUGUCCGACAUUGAGAACACGAAACAUGCCAUUUCCGCAGAGAAGGCAAUGAACGAGGAGAAGAGGGCCAACUACGUGACUUCCUUCGAGUACUUUGACGACGACAAGGACGGGAGACUGGACUACGACCAGUUUGAUUCAUGUAUGAUCAGUCUUGGCGUCAAUGUUGGGGUUGGUGUGGUUAUUUCAGAAUACGAAUCAAUUUGCCAAUCGUCUGGACAGGCAAUUCAGGUUGGCAGUGGUUUUAGUUUUGCGACUAAGGAAUGUUAUUUAACCAACGAAUAUCAAAUUGGGCAACUCGACACGAUUGUUCCAUUUCCAGCAACAUCUGAGUUUUUGCGUAAACUGGGAUGGAAAGGGCAAGAACAAUUUCUCGAAGCACCUCAGGAGAUUUGGUAUUCGAAAAGUUCUCCACGUCGAGUGAACGGAUAUGUCAAACAAGCCAACAAUGUUCUACAGGUCCUCGUACGAAAUGCUGGGCACAUGGUGCCAAUGGACCAGCCCAAAGCUUCCUUAGAAAUGAUUCGCAAUUUCAUAUACGACUUGCCAUUCUAA